Messenger RNA from Myotis brandtii (Brandt's bat), 2362 nucleotides. Its product is annotated as cytochrome P450 2S1. Lineage: Eukaryota; Metazoa; Chordata; Mammalia; Chiroptera; Vespertilionidae. Gene Ontology annotation, biological process: xenobiotic metabolic process. Gene Ontology annotation, cellular component: cytoplasm; intracellular membrane-bounded organelle. The transcript is spliced from 10 exons. The coding region runs from base 1 to 1626 and encodes 541 amino acids. The record is from RefSeq and is a predicted model, not a curated record. Gene Ontology annotation, molecular function: iron ion binding; oxidoreductase activity, acting on paired donors, with incorporation or reduction of molecular oxygen, reduced flavin or flavoprotein as one donor, and incorporation of one atom of oxygen; heme binding.
AUGGCGAGGGUGUUGGGGGUGAACGCAGGGGGCGGGGUGAUCGCCGCCAGGCUCCGGGUGUGGCCUCCUAGAGGCUGCCAAAGUCUCUGGCUUCCAGGUUCCCCCAGUUUGUCCACGCCCUACUCGGGGCCCAAAGCGCUCUCUCCGCCCCCCGAAAGUGAGAGACUGAAGAGAGUGUGUCCCCGACGCCAGGCGGCGGCGGCGGUCUGGGAGAAAGAAAUCCGGCGGCGGGGAGAGAACACUGGCGGGGCGGGGGUCCAGGGCCAGGAGAGGGAGGGGACUGCGAGGAGAGACACGAAAGUGCCCGGCGGAGAGCUGAGUAAGAAGUACGGACCAGUGUUCACCGUGCACCUGGGACCCUGGCGGCGCGUGGUGGUCCUGGUUGGGCACAAGGCUGUGCAGGAGGCCCUGGGAGGUCAGGCUGAGGAGUUCAGUGGGCGGGGGAUGUUGGCAACACUGGACCCGACCUUUGGUGGCCAUGGGGUUUUCUUCUCCAAUGGGGAGCGGUGGAGGCAGCUGAGGAGGUUUACCAUGCUCGCUCUGCGGGACCUGGGCAUGGGGAAGCGAGAAGGCGAGGAGCUGAUCCAGGCUGAGGCCCGGUGUCUGGUGGAGGCCUUCCAGGGAACAGCAGGACAGCCAUUUGACCCCUCCCUGCUGCUGGCCCAGGCCACCUCCAAUGUUGCCUGCUCCCUCACCGUGGGCCUCCGUUUUCCCUACGAGGAUGAGGAGUUCCAGGCUGUGGUCCAGGCUGCUGGUGGCAUCCUGCUGGGGAUCAGCUCGCCUUGGGGCCAGACCUAUGAGAUGUUCUCCUGGCUCCUGCAGCGCCUUCCAGGCUCCCAAACCCAGCUCCUCAGCCAUGUGAGCACCCUGGCCACCUUCGCCAUUGAGCAGGUGCAGCGGCACCAGGGGAGGCUGGACCCCUCAGGCCCUGCACGCGAUGUUGUGGAUGCCUUCCUGCUGAAGAUGGCAAAGGAGGAACGUGAUUCAAACACAGAAUUCACUGACAAGAACUUGUUGAUGACUGUCAUUUAUCUGCUGUUUGCGGGGACGGUAACCAUCAGCACCACGGUCCGCUACACCCUCCUGCUCCUGCUGAAAUACCCUCAGGUCCAAGAACGCGUGCACGAGGAACUGACAAGGGAGCUGGGUGCUGGCCGGGCGCCAGGCCUGGGGGACCGAGCUCGCCUCCCAUACACGGACGCGGUUCUGCACGAGGCGCAGCGGCUGCUGGCACUGGUGCCCAUGGGGAUACCCCGAGCCCUCACGAGGACCACCUGCUUCCGAGGAUACACCCUGCCCCAGGGCACUGAGGUCUUCCCCCUCCUGGGCUCUGUCCUGCAUGACCCCGAAGUCUUCAAGCAGCCAGAGGAGUUCAACCCAGGCCGAUUUCUGGAUGCAGACGGAAGGUUCAAGAAGCAGGAGGCAUUCCUGCCCUUCUCCUUAGGUAAGCGUGUCUGCCUCGGGGAGGGCCUGGCACGAGCGGAGCUGUUCCUUCUCGUCACCGCCAUCCUGCAGGCCUUCUCCCUGGAGAGCCCGUGCCCAGUGGGUGCUGUGAGUCUCCAGCCAGCUGUCAGUGGCCUUUUCAACAUCCCCCCAACCUUCCAGCUGCAAGUCCGUCCCCGCUGACCUCCAUCCCACCCCAUCGUGUGGAACAAAUGAAGGAGAGGGUAUUGGGAGGUAGCAGCCUCGACCUUGGGCCUGGACAUGGCUGUGUCCAGAGCCAUGUCUACACCACAGGAAACCACGUUCACACACCUGUAGUUGUUUGUGAGAGUCAGUCACACAGAUACUCGUCCGCAGGGCCACACUCACUGAACCACACACCCAUACACAGCCACAAGGCAACUCAGCCACGCAAGCUUUCUAUAGACAUAAAUUUAGUCUUUCUGGAAUCAUAACCACAUGCCCAGAUAACCCACCAACUUGCAUACAAGGUAAGUCCCCUGGACUCACAACCCAUAUGUGGGAGUUCCACCGUAUUCUCGGCCCACAUGCCCUCUUCACUGAUCACACUUAACAGCACCACUGUCUCCAGGAGCCUGGAGCAAGGAACAGGUACCCUCCUGGGCCAUGUUGCAGAGAGACUACCCUCAGCCCUCGAGGGACCACACCAUUACCCAGGCACGUGACUCACCAGCCACACUCUCCCAACCACUGAACCACACAGCCAGCUCACGCCUGGCCUCGUCCUGACUCCCAGAUACCUUCCUACUGAGACAGUCACACCCUGGCCUUCCCACCUUCAGCCUUCAAGGACCCUUUCCAAGCACCCUGAUCCCUAAAUUCUCCCAACUACAGAUAUACCCUCAUUGUGCAGUUAUGCACACAGAACUGGGAACCAAGUAAACUAGGACACAUGGGA